Molecule: messenger RNA, 450 nt
Organism: Symbiodinium pilosum
Lineage: Eukaryota; Dinophyceae; Suessiales; Symbiodiniaceae
Source: the annotation of a GenBank genome assembly
AUGAGUGCAGCUGGAAUAGAGGCGGCUGCCUAUGUAAAGGAAGCGCAUAUGCUGAGGGAAGCAAACCCCUUCUUGGUGCCUACGCAGAACUCGCCACUCGAGUGCAACCUUUGUGAGAUGGCCUGGCGCCCCCUCAGCAGUCCGCGCCGCGUGUGUCAUCUCCACCUCUCCUCCGACAGCCGAGCCGCUGCAACGACGACGCUGCAGACAACCUCUGACGGGAAGUGCCAUGGCCUUGCGCUCUGGGCUGAGUUUGAAGCCGAGAAAUCCGUAUUGAGCACAGGCCCACAGUCGCGCGUCCCCACUGGAUGGAGUCAAGCCCUGCAAUUACUGAAGGAGCCUCUAGAGAUCACGGAGGGUCAGGAUGUAGAGGUGCGAGUGGAGGUGGAUGGCGAGGAGGCCACUAUCUGCAUUGCUCUCAAGGGAGCCAAACGACAAAGAUUCACCUGA